UCAAUGGAAUUUACAAAUCAUUUUUGGUUAAUUAUCAUUUUUCUGGCUAAUCAUAACAGGUGUCUAAUUUUCCACACUGGUAACUUGAAUCAGCAGCAUCAUCAUGGUUUAUCAUCGCAAUCGCAACCGCAACAGCAGCCGCAAAUAAAUUUUUUUCAAAAUUCAACAGAUUCAUUGAAUUUUUUAGAUGAUCGUAAUUUACGUUUAAGCCAAGAUAAACGUGAAAUAUUACAAUAUUUAAAUACAAAAAAUGUUAUAAAAACAAUGUUAAAAUUAUUAUUUGGUACAAAUGAAGAAUCAAUGGUUACAUCCAGACAAGUAUUGAAUGUUUUUGUUAAGAUGUUAGAAGUAUUAAAAUCAUCAUUUGGACAACGUGCACGUUCAACAUCGACAACCAGUCGUUUACGUGAUACAAUGGAUAAUGCUGCACAAGCAAGCAUAUCAAUGAUACAAGGUUAUGUUAAAUCCGUUUUACAAACAGAUAAACAAUGUAUAAAACGUUCCAUUUGUGAAAGUGCAUCGAAUGCAGCACGUGAAAGUCGUGAAUUAGGUAAUCUGAUUGCACAGAUUGGUGGAUAUGCAACCAGUUAUAUGUUAGAAAAUCAACGUUCAUUACCAUUUGGUGCUAGUUUUGAAGCAAUACGUAUUGGUCGUAAUGGUGCUGAUUGUCGUAAAGCAUAUAAAUGUAUGGAUGAAAUUUGAUAAACAAACAACAAACAGCAACAACCAAACAACAACAACGUUAACGACCAACCGAAUAUCAAAAAUUAUAUGGAAACCAAAAUGUAUCGAUCCAUCAUUAUUAUC
Molecule: messenger RNA, 807 nt
Organism: Dermatophagoides pteronyssinus (European house dust mite)
Lineage: Eukaryota; Metazoa; Arthropoda; Arachnida; Sarcoptiformes; Pyroglyphidae
Source: RefSeq, a predicted model, not a curated record